AUGAAUAUUAUGCCCAAAACUUUGGCAAUCCAGCUGAAGCUACCUUCACGCAAAAUUAAUAUGAAUAUCAUGGGAAUUGGAGGAAACUCAAUGCCCAUUGUGGGGCUAGCGGAAGGUGUUCAUCUUUGUAUUGACGAGGAGGAACAAAAGGGUGCUAACUUCUUUACUGCUCAAGGAAAAGUAUACACAGUGUUGGGAAAGCCAUUCCUAGCCGAUCAUAAGAUUCCAGGAUGGGAAAUGGCCCUUUGCUUUAGCAUGACGAUCAAAAGUUAG
Molecule: messenger RNA, 273 nt
Organism: Puccinia graminis f. sp. tritici CRL 75-36-700-3
Lineage: Eukaryota; Fungi; Basidiomycota; Pucciniomycetes; Pucciniales; Pucciniaceae
Exons: 2
Coding region: 1-273 (90 amino acids)
Source: RefSeq, a predicted model, not a curated record